CAUGUAUAUCUAAGUGUUGCCUAGGCUUGGGUGGGAGGGGUUUUCAAUGCACCUGCCUGGGGGUGGGUUUGAGCAAGCUGGGCCUUGCACUGCUUUGGGGUUAAAACUUUUGGGUCAGUUGGCUGGGACAGGAGGGAGGGAGCCAACAGUCCCUGGAGGGCCAAAUUAAACUGGGCACCUCGGAACUAGGCUUAUCAAGGACCAUUAAAGAAGAUCCCUGCAGGAGAGGGGUCGGAGGGCAGAAAGAAAGGAGUGUUGGGGCAGCUCCUGUGGUCCAGGUUGGAGUUUGUAGGGGCAUACAGGGCAUCUCUUGUAUGGUGCCUUAAGAGGGAGUCCUCUAGGCCUUUCAGUGAUUGGCAUUUCCAAUUCUGGUGGCUAUCCUUGGGAACAGUGUCAGGAUGGAGGUGAAAUUGCUGGGGACACAUUGCACCCCCAAGAGGUUAGCCACUCCCUGUGUGGUACCCUCUGGAGACCCCCCCCACCCCCAUCCAAAGGUGAGGACAGGCCCUCUGCUGAUCCUACCCAACCUUUCUCUUCAGGGCCAGCUCACCCCUCCCGGGCCCUUUGUCACUGAGGCCCUCAGGCCCCAGUGGUUCUAGUGAGGGGAGGGCCUGAGCUUGAGCAGGGCAGCAGCUCUGGGCCCCAAACCGGUUUUCCCACCUCUACUGAGGCUGGCACAUCACCCCUGUGGUUCCCUGCCCCCACCUCCUCACAGUUCCUCCUCUCUCCACCCUGGAAUGUGGGGGUGGGGUGGGGGGUGUUGCAGGCAGUUAUCCAAGUCAUCUUUUUAAACAAGAAGGUGGAAUGACUUUCCCUUCCGUACCUCUGACUCUCAGGGAUUCCCUUAAGACCUUGAAGGCUUCAGAACUAAGUGAAAGCAAAAAAGCAGUUGGGCUUCCCAGCCCCCACUCUGGCCCCCAUCCAGUCCCCAUCUGAGCCCCGGAGGAUGAGACAAGGAAGCCCAGCCUACCCCCUGGCCUGCUCUGGAGUAAAUAUGUGGGAGCAGUAGCCUUCUCCCCAGAUGCCCCUGGCCAACCCAAGGCCCUCACCUCAAAUACCAACAAGGCAAAUACUUCCAUUUGUCUCCUGCCAACAGGAACACCUCUUUUGCUGGAACUGAGAUCAUCUCAUUAAUGAUAACACCAACUGGCAUUAAUAGGGCUCUUGCUGUGUGCCAGGCUCUAUGCUAAGUACUUUAGAUGCUCACAAAGCCCCUGUGAAGUAGGUAAAACCAUGAGAAACACAGAACAGAAAGGUUCGGUAAUGUGCCCAAAGCCAAACCACUAGUAUGUGGCAGAAGCAAGCUCUCUCCCCAGGCUGACUCUAGAAGUGCCCCUUUACUAAGGAAUUCCUAACCCUAACCAUAUUCCUAAAGGAAUUGCUUACUGACUCAGUUUCUUUUUUAAAAAAAAGCUUUUUAUUUAUUUAUUUAUUUAUUUUUGGCUGUGUUGGGUCUUCGUUUCUGUGCGAGGGCUUUCUCUAGUUGCAGAGAGCGGGGCCACUCUUCAUCGCGAUGUGCGGGCCUCUCACUGUCGCGGCCUCUCUUGUUGCGGAGUACAAGCUCCAGACGCGCAGGCUCAGUAGUUGUGGCUCACGGGCCUAGUUGCUCCGCGGCAUGUGGGAUCUUCCCAGACCAGGGCUCGAACCCGUGUCCCCUGCGUUGGCAGGCAGAUUCUCAACCACUGCACCACCAGGGAAGCCCCUGACUCAGUUUCUAACCCAUGGAAGAAUAGCUCUUGGAGAUGAGGGAUGUGGAAGUGUCUACAGGAGCUCUUGAAGCUCCUGUACCUAUAACUAACCCCUGUUCCCCCAGUCCCCAAAUACAGGGCUUUUGUAAAUACCCUUCCCAUUCUCUGUAUUACUCCUUAGGGACGGUAGGUGAGAACCAUCCCCAUUUCAUGAAGGAGGAAAUAGGGUUCAGGACUAUAAAUGACCUGCCCAAGACACUGGCCUUGAGCUCUGGUGCUCUCCCUGGGAGUCUGGGUUACAUAUAAAAUGCCUCACUGGGACACUACUUGGGGGGUGGGGGUCAGUGGUGUGGGGAUGGCCCUAUGAGCACAGAGCUUUGAGGAGGGACCUAGCAAGGAGGCACUGUCACCCAGCCUACCACACAGUCCAGAUGUGAAGCUGCUGGUGAUUAACAGUGGACCACCAGAUAAAGCUGACAAACACUGGGAUGCUGACUUCACUUGGGACUGAUUGCUAAAGGACCCUGGAUGAUGCAGGGGUUCUGGAGGCCUGGUUGGCUUUGGCAGUUCCUAGAGUGGGCCAAUGUCUGGUGAGCAGUUGGCAGAGGUGAUUUCUUGGGAGGUGGACAAGACAAACCGCCUUUUCAAAGCUGGGGCCUGAGAGGAGGUAGCUGGAGGGGGAAAACUACAACUCCCAGAAGCCCUUGCUCCCCCGGCGACUCGAGUAUGGUUGCCAUGGUUUCAUAAAACAAUAUGGCCGCUCCCAGCUGGGAAGUGAGUCUGGGUUAGAGAGGCAGAGGAGGAUCUGGGUGGCAGCAGUGGCGAUAGAGGAAGCUCUUGAGGGGUCGUGAGGUUGGGCCUGGACUCUGCACGGCUGGAACGGCCUGACCUUUCUGAGGGCGCCAAUGGCGGGCAGCGUGGACGAGGAAGCGCUGCACCAACUGUACCUGUGGGUAGACAACAUCCCUCUGUCCCGGCCCAAGCGAAAUCUCUCCCGGGACUUCAGUGACGGAGGUGUGCGCUCCAGCGUGUGUGUGUGUGUGUGUGUGUGUGUGUGUGUGUGUGUGUGUGUGUGUGUGUGUCAGACGUGUGAGCUCCAGCGUGUGUGUGUGUCCGCGUGCGCGUCUGGGUGUGUUCUGUAUGUCCUUGUGUGUCUACGCGUUCUCUGUCUGUACGGGUGUACGGGGUGUGUGUGCAUACAUGUCUCUUGUGCUUGUGUGCUUGUGGCGGCGGAGGCGGGGGUGGGUUGGUGGGAGGGGUGUCUAUCUCCUAGAACUUCAGUUGUAGAAGUGUGCAUCUUGGGUAUGUGGGCAUGUGUGUGUCCAUAUUAUGUAUACAUGUUCUAUCCUUUAUGCAUGUGGUGUGUGUGUGUGUCUGAGUCUGUGACUCCCUCCUGGGACUUUAAUGACUAAGAUGCGUUCUGUGUAUGUAUUUGUACAUUUCUGUGUGUGUGCAUGCCUAUUCUUCUAUUCUAUAUAUCUGUCUUGUGGGAGUCUGAGCAUGUGUUUGGUCAUAUGUGUGUUGACAUGUUCUGUCCUGUAUGUAUGAGUGUGGAUGUUGUGUGCAUGUUUCUUUGUGAUUGUGUAGGUGUGUGUCCAAGACUGUCUCCUGGGAUUUUAAUAAUAGAAGUAUGCACCUCUCUGUGUGUAUAUUGGUGACACUUUGUGCUUCUGUGUGUGUGUGUUGGUGACUGUCUCUUAGAACUCCAGUGAUAGAAGUAUGUGUCUGUGUAUGUUUCUGCAUCUCUGUGUCAUUUUGUGUGUGUGUGUGUAUUUAUGUCAAUUCCUAGAGUGAGGCCCCAGCCUCCUGAAGCGUUCUCUUUGAGACUCAUAGAGGACUAGAGACCUUAGUUUUUAUAUGCCCCGAGUUAAUGGCAAAGGAGUGCAGCUCCUUUGGGGUGUGCUGGAAUUUUUGUCUCUGGCUGAUCACUGAUCUUGCUUUCUUACCUCACCUCCAUAUCAUCCUUACCCCUUUCCACAUCUUCACCUCUCCGCUUGGCCCCACCGCUCUGAAAACCCUGAUUCUCCCAUCCCACCCAUUCUUUCUCCCUCCCCCUUCUUCCUUACCCAUCUCUACAACUUCCAUGUCUGCUCCCACCCCCUCUCCCUCAGUCCUGGUCGCAGAGGUCAUCAAGUUUUACUUCCCCAAGAUGGUGGAGAUGCACAAUUAUGUUCCUGCUAACUCUCUCCAGCAGAAGCUGAGCAACUGGGGUCACCUGAACAGGAGCCAGUCCACCAUCCCUGUGUCUGCCCCCCAGGAAGGUGCUGAACAAAUUGAGCUUCUCUGUACCAGAUGACGUGAUGCACAAGAUUGCACAGUGUACCCCAGGCGUGGUGGAGCUGGUGCUCAUUCCACUGAGGCAGUGCCUGGAGGAGCAGCAGAGGCGCAGGAAGCAGGGCACCAGCUCCUUACAGGAGCUGGCUCCCCAGGAUGGCACUGACUACAUAGAUGUGGGUUUGUCCCAGAAGGCCCGAGGGGAAGGUGCUCCAGACCCCCAGGGAGGGGGGCAGCUCAGGGUGGGCCGGCUGCCUGUGCCCCAGCCUCUGGGGUAUAGCCAGGCGCUGCAGGGCGACCGAAGCUUCGUCCUCCAGAUUGCUGAAAAGGAGCAGGAGCUGUUGGCCUUGCAGGAGACUGUGCAGGUCCUGCAGAUGAAGGUGAGACGCUUGGAGCACCUGCUCCAGCUCAAGAACGUGCGCAUCGAAGACCUCUCCUGGCAGCUCCAGCAGGCGGAGCGUAAGCAGCGGAGAAUGGACUGCUUUCCAGAACCUAGAAGCCACAUGCAGAGACCUGGCAUGCACCUCAAAGCAGUGCCUGACACCAGAGGGGGUUCUGCCUUGGUGCUCCCUGUGCUGGGCCUUGGGGGGUGGUCCCCCAGCUCGGUCCGCACCCCUAGAACCCGGUCCCCGCCCAGCUCUGAUGACAGCAGCGUCUCCAUCCAGGCUAGUCCUCUGUGCCCUGGGCCAAAGGGGAAGCUGCCCCAGACACCUGAGGGGCUUCCUCGCCCCUCCUGGGCACUCACCUGGGACCCAGCUGGAGGCUGGAAAGUGCAACAGCUGAAGGGGUGAGGAGUGAGCUCAGCCAGGAGUGGGGAAGACAUGGGCUGUGCUUGUUCCAAUUGCCCUCCCCUCACAGGGGUUAUGUUAAGAAUGUCUGGGCUGCCCCCAUUAAAGGUAUGCUCUCCU
Molecule: messenger RNA, 4870 nt
Organism: Orcinus orca (killer whale)
Lineage: Eukaryota; Metazoa; Chordata; Mammalia; Artiodactyla; Delphinidae
Gene: SPEF1
Product: sperm flagellar 1
Exons: 7
Coding region: 3989-4753 (254 amino acids)
Biological process (GO): regulation of cytoskeleton organization
Cellular component (GO): axoneme
Molecular function (GO): microtubule binding
Source: RefSeq, a predicted model, not a curated record